AUGAAGUUGAUACAGGGAAAGAAUCUUCUGCUGGCAGCAUGCCUACUCUUGGCUCUCACCCACUGUGCCAGUCGCAGGAAUGGUCCACGUGGCAGCAGUAGCAGCCUGGCCUGCCACCCAGUCAAUGCCACGAUUGCAGCAGAGAAAGAGGACUGCCCUGUCUGCAUGGCUAUCACCACCUCUAUCUGCAGCGGCUACUGUGAGACAAGGGAGAUGUUGUGGAAGACUAUCCUCUCAUCCUUCAACCAGAGGGUCUGCACCUACAAGGAUGUCCGCUACGAGACCAUGCUUUUGCGGGGAUGUCCAGCAGGCGUUGACCCAUCCUUCACGUACCCAGUGGCUCUCAGCUGCCACUGUGACCUCUGUAAGAUGGACUCCAGUGACUGCACUGUCCAGAGCACUGGGCCCAACUCCUGCAGCAACCAGCAUGUCCUUGCCUCAUAA
This is a messenger RNA of Varanus komodoensis (Komodo dragon), 444 nucleotides long. Its product is annotated as lutropin subunit beta-like. The record is from RefSeq and is a predicted model, not a curated record. Gene Ontology annotation, molecular function: hormone activity. Gene Ontology annotation, cellular component: cytoplasm; extracellular region. Lineage: Eukaryota; Metazoa; Chordata; Lepidosauria; Squamata; Varanidae. The coding region runs from base 1 to 444 and encodes 147 amino acids. The transcript has 3 exons. Gene Ontology annotation, biological process: G protein-coupled receptor signaling pathway.